AUAUUGGAUCGUGGCGGUAGUCUUCGUUCAGUUCUACACAGGUCUACACGUAUCUUUUAAUAAGUUUUCAACAUGAGUAAUAACGACGUUGUAAUAAUAUCGGCGGUCAGAACACCUAUAGGAUCGUUCUGUGGUUCUUUAUCAUCAUUGAAAGCAUCAGAUCUAGGAAGUAUAGUUAUUAAAGAGAGUCUUGAAAGAGCUCAUAUUAAACCUGUGGAUGUUUCUGAAGUAAUACUAGGACAGGUAUUGACUGCAGGUCAAGGACAAAAUCCAGCAAGACAAGCAGCAAUGAAAGCUGGUCUUCCUAUAUCUGUACCUGCUUACCUAAUUAACAUGCUAUGUGGUUCAGGUUUAAAGGCAGUCUUGAAUGGUUACUUAUCUAUAAAAGCUGGAGAGAACCAAAUAGUUGUAGCCGGUGGUCAAGAAAGUAUGAGUCAAUCUUGCCAUGUAUUACACCUCAGAAAAGGCGUAAAAAUUGGAGAUUGUAAUUUAAUGGACACUUUAUUAAUCGAUGGCUUGAUAGAUGCAUUUCAUGGAAUUCACAUGGGAGUAACAGCUGAAAAUAUUUCUAAAGACUACACUGUAAGUAGAAAAGAACAGGAUGAGUAUGCAGCUAAAUCUCAACAGAAGGUAGAAGCUGCAAUGACUGCAGGCUAUUUUUCCAAGGAAAUCAUUCCUGUAACUGUACCUACUGGAAAAGAACCUAUUAUUGUGGAUAAAGAUGAAUAUCCUAAGUUUGGAACAACUGUAGAAAGUCUUCAAAAAUUAAAACCUGCAUUUUUGGAAGCUAAAGGUACAGUUACAGCUGGUAAUGCUUCUGGCGUCAAUGAUGGAGCAGCAGCAGUAGUUCUUAUGUCUGCGGAUACUGCUAUGCAAAAAGGACUUUCCCCAUUAGCUAAAAUUGUUGCAGUAGCUGAAGCUGGAGUGGAACCAAGAAUUAUGGGCAUAGGUCCUGUGCCAGCAGUUGAGUUAGUGUUACAAAAAGCAAAGUGGACAAAAGAAGAAGUAGAUUUAUACGAAUUAAAUGAAGCUUUCGCAGCGCAAGCCAUAGCUUGCGUAAAAUCUCUUGGUUUAAAUCCUAACAAAGUUAAUAUAAACGGCGGAGCUAUUGCUUUAGGGCAUCCUAUUGGUGCAUCUGGUACUAGAGUAUUAGUAACUCUAUUGCAUUCCUUAGAAAGAAUUGGUGGAAACAAAGGUGUUGCAGCCUUAUGUAUUGGUGGAGGAAUGGGAAUAGCAAUUGCUGUUCAAAGAAAAUAACAAAUACUUUAUCCAAAUAGGUAUUACAUUUCAUUAAUACUUGUGCAUUAUUAUUUUGCAACAAAAUACUAUGUGAGUGUGUCACAUAAGAUUUUUAUUAUCUUCUUGGAUUAUUAUGAUGAAAUAUUGAUUUUAUUACACAUUUAUUAAAUCAUUGAAAGUUUAAAUAUUAUUACAACAAAUAUUAAUUAAUAUUAUCCUAAAAAAAUAUGCAAGGCCAUAAUAGAAAGUUUAGAACAUGCUUUUAUAAUACUUUUUAUUUUGUAUCAUUAUAAUAAGGUGUUGACUAAUAUAAUUAACUAAAUUUACUUUGUCUAUAUUUACUUAUAUAUCAGUUAUUGGCAACUGUACUUACAAUUUGUACAAAACAAUCAUUUUUAUGCUAAACUUGUUCACUAUAUUAUGCAAUGUAGGUUUAAAUAGAAGUUAUUUUCGUAAAUGAAAAAUGUAAUUGUUAAUAAAAAUAUAAAAUUAUCAAUUUGUUAUUAA
Molecule: messenger RNA, 1746 nt
Organism: Bombus terrestris (buff-tailed bumblebee)
Lineage: Eukaryota; Metazoa; Arthropoda; Insecta; Hymenoptera; Apidae
Gene: Acat2
Product: acetyl-CoA acetyltransferase
Biological process (GO): fatty acid beta-oxidation
Molecular function (GO): acetyl-CoA C-acetyltransferase activity
Source: RefSeq, marked provisional